AUGAAUGGUGAAUAUACUUCUCAGUACCUUCAAAAUAAUGGAAAUAGUCCCUUCACAGGAGCUGUUUCACAGCAAAUGAAUCUUAAUUAUGAAACGCAACAGCACCACUCUACUCUCCCUUGGAUGGGUUCCGAUCAGCAACUGGCUCUCAAUCACUCUAUGAUUUCAGGAGCUACUGUCACACCACCAACGACUUUGAAUGCUUCUAACGUUGUCACAACUCCAUCCAAACCUCUUUAUCAUGCAUCAAGCUCUGAAACAAAUAAUAAUUUUGUACAAGCACCGGUUGUCGGUUCAAAUGUCAGGAAACCGAUUACCAUUAAGCAGGAAAGUAACGCAAUUACGAAUGCAGACACGCCUGUUACCACAAUUGGAGGAUUAAAUAACAAUAGGUCUCCGGAAUAUGUCGACUAUACCCAAAAAUGUGUGCAAGUAAUACUUGAGAUAAAUUACGAAUUGAUUCGUGUAUGUAUUGAUUAUCAAAGUAAUGGAUUGGUCAAUGAACCAGACCUUGUAUUGUACAAAGCUCGUCUUCAAGGCAAUUUAUCAUAUCUUGCAACCGUUGCAGACGAGUAUAAUGGAAACCCUCGUAAUGAAAUAAAGCCAAAGUUGAUCCCUGAUUUAUCUUCUUUACCAAUACCUCGUAGUAACUUUGGACAAAAGAUAAAUACCCUUUUUCAACGAGCUGUACAAAUUUUCGCUCAAAAUAAAAAAUAUCAUAGAGCAAAUCCUGCAAAUACUUCCACCAUUAACAACAAUGUUUCUAGUAUUAACAAUAUUUCAAGUACUUCAUCUAGUCAAAUGUUGGAUGCAAGUUCGCCAUCUUCACGUCAACUCAAACAGCAGCAACUAAUAUCACCACCUCAACAACCACAUACUCCGCAACAAACUCAACAACAACAACAAAAAUCAUCGCAACCUCAACAAACACAGACACAACUACUCCAACAACAAACAACACAACAGUUGCAUCAACAGCAACAACAGAAUCCUCAACAAUCUUCAAAUCGAUUCACAAAUUCAAUGAUACCAACUGUGACUAUCGCUACAGCAUAUCAACAACAACACACCAAUUCUCAACACCAGAACAUGGUUGCUACAAGUAGUAUGUCUGAUUAUUCAAUAAUUAAUGCAACAAAUUCAGAACAAUCAUAUCAGGUGUCGUUACCGCCUUUGGGAAACAUAUCAAUUGGAAAUACGGGUGUCGGGAACGGAGGUAAUGGAAAUGCACAAGGAUCAGGAAUAUUACCUUCUAUUGCAGGCACUGGUGCAGGAGGAAUAAGUGGUACUGGAUUUGGUCCAGCAAAUAAUUUUAGCAUGAUGCGAUAUCCAAGUUCCGGUGGAAAUGGAAUGGGAAAUUCAUUGGCUAGCACUGUAUUAGGUGGUGGGAAUAGUUUAUCCAAUAGUCUAGGAAAUAACAAUAUUGGAAUCAAUGCUAUUGGUAGUAAUAGUUAUGGAAGUAAUACCAUUGCAGGAAAUACAUUAGGUUUACCAAGUAUGAUGAAUCAUGAUAAUAGUAUGGGAUAA
Messenger RNA from Funneliformis geosporum, 1527 nucleotides. The record is from the annotation of a GenBank genome assembly. Lineage: Eukaryota; Fungi; Glomeromycota; Glomeromycetes; Glomerales; Glomeraceae.